Messenger RNA from Poeciliopsis prolifica (blackstripe livebearer), 4809 nucleotides. It is a transcript of the gene mxi1, whose product is annotated as max interactor 1, dimerization protein. NCBI's taxonomy places the organism in Eukaryota, Metazoa, Chordata, Actinopteri, Cyprinodontiformes, Poeciliidae. Gene Ontology annotation, molecular function: protein dimerization activity; DNA-binding transcription factor activity, RNA polymerase II-specific; RNA polymerase II cis-regulatory region sequence-specific DNA binding. The transcript has 6 exons. The record is from RefSeq and is a predicted model, not a curated record. Gene Ontology annotation, biological process: regulation of transcription by RNA polymerase II. The coding region runs from base 455 to 1138 and encodes 227 amino acids.
CGCCUCCCAGCUGAGCGGCUAGGUAAACAAACAGGAGAGGAGAAGAAACGAGCAGCAGCCGCUUUGCUGGGUUCUGGCUCGUUUAGGGACACUUUUCUAUUCACAUCUCUUUUUGUAACAAAACAGGAAAAAAAAUGAUAGCCUGUUGUCUAGAAAAAAUAUCCCUUUGAUACAUUUUCUAACAAGAUUUAAAAACUGCUGGUUGUUUAGUAGUAGCUUUGCUAGCUCAGAGAGAUUGGACUUUUUAUACCAUCAUUUUUAUUAGAGCUCGCAAGAAAAGCUCCGCGUAGGUCAGUAAGGUGUCUUUUUAUUCCCCCUCUAUCACCCUCCACACAGCCAGUUCCAUUAGAUGCAGUCCUGUCUUCCGUGAACAAAUCAAUUUUUUUAAAAAGCGACCGAGCGUUCCUGCCGUUUGCGAAGGUGAAACGUUAACGGCAGACGGCCUCAGGGAAGAAUGACCGAUGUCCAGCUAAUAAAUAUCCAGCGGUUACUGGAGGCAGCGGAGUACAUAGAAAGAAGAGAAAGAGAGUGCGAACAUGGAUAUGCUUCGACCUUCCCUUUAAACCAGAGCACAAACUACCAGAGGCAGAGGAAGUUCCGGAAUAAAAAGUUCAGCAGCAACCACAACAGGUCAACACACAAUGAACUGGAAAAAAACAGACGAGCCCACCUGCGGCUGUGUUUGGAGAGGUUGAAGGCCCUCAUACCUCUGGGACCCGACUGCAGCCGCCACACCACCCUGGGCCUACUUAAUAAAGCCAAAGCACACAUAAAGAAACUUGAAGAAGCCGACAGGAAGAGCCAGUACCAGCUGGAGUCUCUGGAGCGCGAGCAGAGACACCUACAGCGUCAGCUGGAGCUGCUGAGAGGAGGAAGCGCCGCUGCUGUCCAGAGCAGCCCGGGGGACGGGGAGAGAAUACGCAUGGACAGCGUGGGCUCCACCCUCUGCUCCGACCGCUCGGACUCCGACCAAGAAGAGAUUGAGGUGGACGUAGAGAGCACCGAGUUCUCCCAUGGAGAGCUCGACAGCGUGAGCAUGGCCAGCACCAGCGACCUGGACGACCACAGCAGCCUGCAGAGCAUGGCCAGCGACGAGGGCUACUCCUCCUGCAGCGUCAAACUUGCCUUCUCCUCCUAAAGCCGCCGCCAGCACCGACCAGCCGUGCCAAACCCGCCUGUCCUUCUCCUCCACCCCCUCUGCCGUCUUCAUAGCCCAUCCAGCCUCGGCGUCGCCAACGAUGACGGCGUCCCCUCUCCGAGCCUUUUUUUUUUUUUUUGUUACAUCCACUCCGUCUCGCCUCUCCUCUCCCCGAACAACUUGGUUCAAGUUUGGUUUAAAAGGGAGACCGGAGACUUCACACACACACACAUACACACAAGUCCUCUGGAUGUUUUUUUAAAGCGCACUACAAGAAAAGAAGAAAAGAAAAAAAAAAUAUCUGUAAUUGAAUUUAGGUGUGAUAUUUCCUUUUGAUUUUUAAAAAAAGAUGCACAAUCGCUGAUUUUACUCAAAAUGCACUUACAUUUUUUUUUUUUUUAUAACAGUGAACUUGCUCAAGAGUCACCGGUUCUCCAGUGCGGGCGUCUGAACCGAAACUUAACAACGGCGCGGGUUAAGUUUGGGGUAGGGGCCUCGACCCAAACGGUCCCGCGGGCGCCACCAACGUCUUCCCCGUCGUCUCAUUGCUUUAUCCACAGCACAGAGGCUCACAUCCUCCAAAUCGGUGCUACCUACCGGGAAGGCGGGUCAGACGAAAGCGGGCGGAAGCUACAGAAUGCGGUUUCAAAAGUCGCGACUUUGUGCGGGUGUUUCGUUUCCGCCCCUUUCCCCUCAAACACACAGCUGCGACGGGCCGUCCAGCACUCGCCCACUUCGUAGCUGUCCGUCUGUGACAAGGCACAAUCCGAGACGAGAUUAAAACACACACACAAACAAGAAGAAAAAAAAAAAGCAGCAGCAACGAGGAAAAAAAAAACCGUAACAGCUCCCAAGUUUGGAUCAGAGGCACGACCUUUUUUCCAGCAGUAAGAAGCAAUAACUCCCACAGUUUUUUUUUUGUUAUUUUGUCCAAUCCCUUUCCAAUGUCCUUCCUCAGUUCUGUGUGACCGUCAAAAUAAACAAAUUAGAGCAAUUAUUAUUAUUAUUAUUAUCAUAUUUUUUUUUUUGUACAUACAAAUAGCUUGAUAAAUCAAACUUUAAAAAAAGCAAGCAAACAAGCUGAGUUUAAAAAGCUCAUGGAUAGCGCUGUUGCUGUUUGGACUUCUGUUCAUGGUGCAUUAUAAAUGAAAUUUUAUCUUUUCGACAUUUCUUUGCUGUUUGAAAUAAACUAUUUACUCGGCGCCCCGACCGGGGAGCGACGUUUUAUUGGUGUGACGGAGAAAACCCAAACAGAGCAGCUCUCUCUCUCUCUGUCUCUCUCUCUCUCUCUCUCUGUCUCUCUCUGUCUCUCUCUCUGUCUCUCUCUCUCUCUCUCUCUGUCUCUCUCUGUCUCUCUCUCUGUCUCUCUCUCUCUCUCUGUGUCCUGUCGGGACUUUCAGUUGGAGGAUGCGGCUGUAGUUUAGGGCAGUUGUUGUUAUUAUUAUUCUACUUUUUUUGUUGUUGUUGUUGUUUUUAUUUAUUGGAUUUCUUUUUUUUGUUUUUGAACUUCUUGUUUGAUAUUCCUCGUGCAUGUGGCAUUCCUCCGGUGGGUCGGGCGUCCCUGAAGGAGAAAAACGGGUCAUAUGAUGUCAAUAAUCUCCAUCCUAACCUUUCACUGGCAUUACGAAUUGCACUUCAACCACGGUUUCCUUUUUCUGCUCCGCCCGCCAUCCAUUCGUUUUCCCCCCGUCCGAAAUGAGAACGGGAAGAACGCUGCUCGCUUUUGCAUAUUUAUUUCUCAGUCCCUUAAAGAGCACAAGCAGUGGGGGGGAAUGGGAGGCGAAAAAGUUAACUUAUUUUGGUUCUGUCUUAUUUUACUCACUAUUAUUCCUCAUUCCUUAUUUUAAGAAAUGUAUAUUUUAUGUGAUCAAUAAGCUUUUUUUUUUUGUUUUGUUUUUUCUUUGCUUUUCGGGGUGGGGAGGAUUUUAAGGAAUAACAAUAAUAAUAAUAAAAAAAGCCUAGCCAUUUUGUUUGAUUAUUGUUAUUUUUCAGAUGUUUGACUCAAUGGACACUUGAAAUGUACUCGGGAUCCAUAAGCUGCUCCUAGUGCUGGGUCGCCGGCCUCGUCCAGAACCGCCUCCGUCCUCGAGCAAUCGCUUCAGUCUCCAUUCUUAUUUCAUUUUUUUUAUUAUUAUUAUGUUAAAUUGUUUUGUUUUUGUUGUUUCUGCUCCGAGGGUCGAGCUGCUUCUGCACGAGACUCGCACACAGCCAAGACUUUUACUGGCAAAUGCUGAGCCAGCUACUUACACAAUAAAAAAAAAAAAAAAAAAAAAAAGGGGGGGGGGGGUCUAAAAAUCAAAACACAAGAAAAAAAACAAACAAAAAAACGCAGCUUUCCUCUAUUGAGAGGAUUGUCGUCUCUAUUCGACUUGUGUUUUAGUUGACUAAAUAUGUCUUACAUUUACCUCCAUUUGAGGAUUUAAUGGGUAAAAAGAAAAGAAAAAGUAAAAAAAAAAAAAGUAAUAAGAACAAACCUUUGGUUGCCGCAGGGCGUCACUGAGGUGUGGGCUCCUGCCCUCAGAGCUCGGUGGAGGUUGUUGGACUUGGCACUGAAUCAGAAAGUCACCGCUUUUUUGGUGCUUUAUUGUAAAAACAAAAAUGCCAAAAAAAAAAAAAAAAAGGAAACACCUCAGAACACCUCAGUGUCCUCUCUCUUUCUCUCUCUCUCUCUUUGAGGGACAGUUUACAUUUGCUCCCCCCCACCUUUAAUUUAAUAACUUCCAUCUUAGUGUUGCUUUAUUGUUGUUGUUUUUUUUCUUUUCCCUCAUAUGUUGGCUUCUGAAACUGCACUGCUGAAAGUAGAAGAGCUCCUUGGUUGACCACAGAUCUCUCUCUCUCUCUCUCUCUCCCUGUGCAACAUGCUGUGUUUUUACAGCACGUUUGAUAAAAACGGCAGAACAAGACGUGAUGAAAUCGGGUGUCCAAAAUCGGACAAUAUUUGAUCUUGACCGAAACCAGCUGUUCCGAUUUAUUGGCAUAUAAAACUUAUGCAAGUGUGUGUGCGCGUGUGUGUGCGUUCUUGAAGGACCAAAGCUUUAGCAAAAAAUAGGACCUGAUCUUGAACUUGCCUUUUAGACUCUUUUUUUGGGGGGGUGGGGAUGAAUUUUAGCCUUCCAGGGUGUGUUUAUCUCAGAAUGACUGGUCUACACGGUGUGACUUGCACUAAGUGUAAAAGCGAAGCUUGAUUGUGGGUUUGGUGCAGACUGGGUCCCAGAUCAGCUAAUAGGCAGGUCUGGAGGGAAGAAAAAAAAAGUAUUUUUGGCUUGCAUAUCUUCUCAAAACUAUAUUUUCCUCUUAAGCGUCUGAGCUCAAAUUUGAGUUUUCUUUCAUUUUUCCCCUGGUCUCUGUCUCUGAACGAAUGGCCGCCUUCUUCUAGGAGCAGUGCAGUAGAGACGCCCCCUGUCGUUGUGAACCUGUGGCCAUUUUGUUUUUCUUUUUCUGUUUUUUUUUUUUGUGAAACAUGCACUCUGGUGACGACGACAGUGACGAUGAUGAAGAGGAGGAAUAACCUCGUUGUGUAUGUUGAACAUGCAAUACCGACAAUAAAGCCACCAAGAUUUCCCAAACCUACAGGACUGAAAUGAGCUGUUACUACCACAACAUGUCUCCUGAAUGUACUGUAAAGAGAUGGCUCACACUGAGAUGAAUAAAGUUUGUGACUUUCCAUCUGA